GGGUAAAAAUUGGCUGGGAAAAAUCGUAUCUUUCCGUGUUCUGUGUGUUUGUGUGCGGGUAGAAAAAACGCGCUGCUGUGGUGGGGUAUUCGAAUUGCCGCUGCUGCUGCUCUCGCCAUUUUGAGUUGAACAAAGUUUUUCUGCCUCCAAAACGACAAAAAAGCGAAGACGGUAUAGCCUGAAAAAGGAAAUUCUGAUAAUAAAAUCCAGUGCACCACGGCCAUCAUAGAGCGAGAGGCAAUAGCAUAAGUGUAAAAUCUCUAAAGAAAGUCCCAAGUAUCUUCAGUCUCGGGCCACGGUACGAAUUGUUUUUUUCCGCGGAUUAGGGCAUUACUGCAGCUGCUAGUAGCUGGAGUCGAAGGCGGGAAGUGAUAUCGAUAAGGAUCUAAACUCAUAAAAUAACCAAAGAAAUUGCAGGACCUCGAUUGACAUUCUAGAAGAGACAAGGCUCAUAUCUUUGGAUUACAAGGGGCAUAAAAAUUCACGCAAUUCUUAUACUCGUAGCUCAUAGUCUUGACAUCUUGCGGUGCGUAGGUGUCUUGACGGUGUAGUAGAAAUUGAACUGAUAAAACAGCAAAGACGAAGGGAAGACAACGAUAAAACGAAACUAAAAAUGGCGCAUUCAACAGCGACUAUAGUCACAGCAACAACGUCCGCUGCUGCCGCAUCUUCGACAAGUGAAAUCAACUGUAUAAUCCAGGAUGCAAACGGCAAACUCGUCAAGAUUCUGAGACCAAAGGACAUCAAACAGGAAAUAAUAGGUAGUGGCGACUCAACCACUAUCCGAUCUGUGCAUGUGAACAGCGCAAGCGGCAGUUCGCUUAAUUCCAGUGCGGGCUCAUACACGCAAUUGGCAACUUCAUGUCAAUCGCAGUAUUUGAGCCGUUACAACUUACAAAGUGGGGAUAGCGCUAACACAUAUACUGUUAUUUCAACACAAAAUAGUGGCAGUAAUCAGCAGCCAGCAUUCACAACGAUUAAAUACGAAACUCCAGAAACAGUCACCGUGAAAACUGAGGAGGGUUACACGAAGUACACACCAAAUAAUAAUACAAAAAUGAAAUCAAAACUACACACUACCAGCAGCCCACAUUCAAAUUCAGCACGAAGGCAACGCAAGCCCGAAAAGGCAGGCAAAGGGUUGCGACAUUUCGCUCUAAAGGUUUGUGAAAAAGUCAAAGAGAAGGGCGUCACCACCUACAAUGAAGUGGCCGAUGAAUUGGUCGCUGAGGAACUUCAUAUGAAUUCCAUUGAUUCAGCAAACUGUGAUCAAAAGAAUAUACGUCGGCGUGUCUAUGAUGCUCUUAACGUACUUAUGGCCAUGGAAAUAAUUUCAAAAGACAAAAAGGAGAUACGUUGGAUUGGUUUGCCAUCAAAUUCAGCUGAGCAAUGCUCUGAACUGGAAAGACAAAAUGAAGAAUGUCGCCAACGCAUACAACAGAAGCAUCAACAACUGAAUGAGUUGUUACUGCAUCAAGUCGCCUUCAAGAGUCUGAUCGAACGCAACAAAGAAGCGGAACGGCAGGGCAAUGUACCAACGCCUAACUCAUCCAUACAACUACCCUUUAUCAUAGUGAAUACGCACAAAUCGACAAAAAUUAAUUGCAGUGUUACGAAUGACAAAUCGGAAUAUAUUUUCAAAUUUGAUGAUCAAUUCGAAAUGCACGAUGAUGCCGAAGUACUGAAACGUAUGGGUUUACUUGGUGGGUUAGACAAAGGCCAAUGCUCACACGAAGACAUCGAACGUGCAAAGACCUUGGUACCACCGAAUUUCGAAAAAUACAUAGAAGCCUAUGGCAAUGGCAAAGGUCUGACAUGCGAUUCCGACGAUGACACCAUGACCGGUUAUGCUGAACUAACGAAUGAUUCUUCAUCGCAUGGCUAUUCGCGCUGUGGACGUCGCGGUGGAGGCGGUGCCAAAACUGGUGGUCUACGUGAUGAUGACGAUGAUGACGACGAAGAUUUUUUGGAGAAUAGCGAUAUUGAUUGAGGCGAAUUCAUGGUUGCGUACAAUAACAGCAACAAUACAUACAACUACAAAGUUAGCAGCUGCAACAGCAACAAUAACAAUAAUCUAUAUUUAUGCAACAAAACAACAACAAAUGAGGGAUUUCCUGGUAGCAAGCGACAACAGCAGCGUUUUUUGAAUACCGGCAUUGGUGGCAUUGGCAGCUGUAAUGAUUUAGAUUGCAGCAUAAUUUCCGAAACCGAUCAGCAAACAUUGCAACAGUCGCAAUGUCGUUUAACUGGCACAUCCAAUGGAACGAACACAAUAGUCGCCGAUGUAAACACCCAUUUAACAGAUGAUUCCUUCAGUUUUUCAUUCAUUUCGGCCUUAUUAGGUUUGCAUUAGAGCAGGUCAUGGUGGAGAAAGAGAGUAUUUUCUUAAAUGAAAACUGUUAAAAUAUGUUACUGCAUUGUUAAAUUGUUUUUUGGCUGGCCAUUUGUUUAUUACAUACACUAGCAUGCUCUGUCCAGCAUGUGUGUGUGUGUACUUUGAACAUUUAUAAUGACUGCAUUACUAACGCAGCUUGAGUGUAUUUUGUAUGUAUCCUAACUCUGCUAAGGGAAAAUAGGACAAAGUCUUUAUUAACUUCUAAGUCUGUUGCUUUUCUACAUAUCUUGGUUUUUCCCUUUUUAGGAACUUGUGUUAGACUUUAUUUUAUUAUAUGAUUUUGCAUUUCUGUAUGCAAAUAUGUAUUGAAUUAAUUAAUAAGACUUGAAUGCUUAUUUGCUGAUAUCUCUUUUGAUUUUUUUAUUUGCAGAAAAAGGGAUGUGACUUUAAUAUGUGAUGAGUUAUGAUUUUCAUGCAUGAAUUCGAUUGUAAAAAGGAAUGUUAAUGUAGAAUACUAGUUUUGAAUUUUUCUUGAUUAGACGUAGUAACAACUUAUGCGUUUUAGCACUGGUCAACAUGAAAAAGGAAAAAGUUAAAUUUUAUCGUCUUGUGCUUGAGAAUUUGUUGGUCAAUUUUUUGCAAUUUAUUUGCAGUUGUUAUUACAUGAAUUAUCAGCACUAUUUUGAGUCACCAUUUAUUUGAAUACACAAUACGAAAAUUAUUAAACUAAAUCAGCAGUGCGAUUGAAAAUGAAUCGCAGCUAAAGUGACCAUUUUCUUGUGACGUCCUUCUGAUAGCGUGUACUCGGCUAUUGAAUAUACAUAUGUACAGACGUGUAAAUUGUGCAUUUUGCUAGCCAUUUUCGUAACAGUGAAACUAAUAAAAAAAUUACGCUAUUAAAGAACGG
Anastrepha obliqua is the source of this 3242-nucleotide messenger RNA. RefSeq names its product transcription factor Dp (gene Dp). The coding region runs from base 614 to 1990 and encodes 458 amino acids. Gene Ontology annotation, cellular component: nucleus; transcription regulator complex. Lineage: Eukaryota; Metazoa; Arthropoda; Insecta; Diptera; Tephritidae. Gene Ontology annotation, molecular function: RNA polymerase II transcription regulatory region sequence-specific DNA binding; DNA-binding transcription factor activity, RNA polymerase II-specific. The transcript has 10 exons. The record is from RefSeq and is a predicted model, not a curated record. Gene Ontology annotation, biological process: regulation of cell cycle; regulation of transcription by RNA polymerase II.